AGAGCAGGGUGAGUGUUCCUGCCUUCCUGCUGCCUCCACAUCCACCUACAGCAGGGAAGAGGCUCCACCCCCCGGCACAUAAAAGCAAAGGGCAUGUAGCCCACAGCUGCUCAGAGCACUUUCUAGGUCUCCCUCACUGCCACAUGCCUCAGUGAUACCUUCCCUUCCGCCUUGGAGAAUUAAGCUUGAUCCCUUCUUAGAAUCACCCAGUCUGCAAUCCAAUCAGGUCUUCAAAAGUCCCUUAAGAAUAACCAGCCCAGCAGUCACAAUAGCCUUCUGUUACACAGUUGCAAUGAACCUGCGGAUGGACAGAAAGUCUAGCAGAUAGUGAAAACCUGAGUGGUGAGAAAUUAAAGAUAAGGCAAUCCGGGCGUCUCUUCAAGCAAAAGAACAUUUUAUAAGGUGGUGAUCACAGAAGAAAGAAUCCCUAUAUCUGACUCCAGUCGUACAUGAAACUUCUCCAUCAACGGCACCUUCUUCCGUAAAUGUAAUGGCUCUUCCUGAAAGGUCUCCUCAGCAGCUUUUGGCACUUAUUGCCAUCCUUGCUGGGACAUUGGGUCCUGCCUAUGGAGGUGCCUACUAUGGAGCAAAGCAGAUGCCACCACAGGUUCCCCAGUAUCAAGCUAUGGGACAACAGAUGCCUCACAUGCCCCAUGGAAAGGAAGGCCCACCUUUAGGACCCAUGGGAAAUGAAAAAGCGUACAUGCCAUAUUAUGGAAAGGACAUCCCCAUGAUGCAAAUGCAUCCCAUGGAUCUGAUGCCAAGGAAAAAAGGAAAAGAUUACCAAAUGCCUGCUCAGCGUGGGGAACCAGGUCCUUCAGGAGAACCAGGGAUAAGAGGACCACCUGGGCCCCCAGGGGUACCAGGGCAAGGCCUACCAGGGCCAAAAGGACACCAAGGACCACCAGGCCUACCUGGAAAUCCAGGUAUCGGCAAACCGGGAAUGCCAGGAAUGCCUGGAAAACCAGGCGCUAUUGGGAUGCCAGGCCCAAAGGGUGAUCUUGGACCAAAGGGAGAGUUAGGACACAUUGGAUUGCCAGGGCUACCAGGACCAGCUGGGCCACCAGGUCGGCCUGGUAUUGGAAAGCCAGGUGAGCAGGGCUUGCCAGGAUAUACAGGACCAAAAGGUGAACCAGGAUUAAAAGGGCCACCAGGGUUUCCUGGAGUGAUGGGUCCAAAGGGAGAAAGGGGUGCCGGUGUUCCAGGACUUCCUGGACUUAAAGGUCCUCCUGGGCCACAGGGGGCUCCAGGUCCAGCUGGUCUUCCUGGCAUUGGAAAACCUGGUAUGGGUGGUUUUCCAGGACCAAAAGGGCCACCGGGUCAUCCCGGGUUAAAAGGAGAACCAGGACCAACAGGUCUAAUGGGACCACCAGGCCUACAAGGACCACCCGGUGUUCCAGGUGUUGGUAAACCAGGUCCAAAUGGAUUUCCAGGUGAAAUUGGUUUACCAGGUGGUAAAGGUGACCAAGGAUUACCAGGUUUACCAGGAGCACCUGGUCUGCCAGGAAUAGGUAAACCAGGUCUCACUGGCCCUAAAGGUGAACGUGGAUUUGGAGGUGCACCUGGCCCAAUAGGACCUAUAGGACCUAUAGGUGAUAAAGGUGAACCUGGUGUAGGAGGGAUACAAGGCGAGCCUGGCCCCGCAGGUCCACCUGGACCAGUAGGACCUCAUGGUGUGCCUGGAUUUCCGGGACCAAUUGGAGAGCCUGGCAAGGAGGGCCCUGAAGGACCACUAGGACCUAAAGGCGAACCAGGAUUACAGGGAGUUCCAGGUACUCAAGGUUUUCCUGGUGAAGUAGGGCCCCCAGGUCUCAGAGGAUUGCCAGGACCAACAGGGCCAAAAGGAGAAGCAGGGCACAAGGGAUUAAUUGGUCCACCAGGGGCACCUGGUCUGCCAGGACCCAAAGGAGAAUCUGGGAUGCCUGGUGAACUAGGAUUACAAGGUGCUCCUGGAAUACCUGGCCUUACAGGAUCAAGUGGACCAAUAGGUCCUCCUGGGCUCCCAGGACCAAAGGGAGAACAAGGUUUGAUAGGUGCACCUGGUCUACCAGGUGUUGGCAUAACUGGUCCAGUAGGACCUCAAGGCCCAUUGGGACCACCUGGAACAGCAGGUCCAUCAGGACCACCUGGUUUGCCAGGACCUCCAGGACCACCAGGUGAACCUGGCCGCCCUGCUGAAAUUGCACCUACACCACCAGGUAUGGGACAGUAUUUGCCAAAUAUGGGAGCCAUUGAUGGAGUAAAAACUCCUCAUGAAUAUGCAGGAAAAAAAGGAAAAAAUGGAGGAAACAUUCAUGAAAUGCCAGCAUUCACUGCUGAACUGACCACUCCCUUCCCUUUAGUGGGAGAACCAAUCAAGUUUGAGAAGUUGUUAUACAACGGCAGAAAUGGAUACAAUCCGCUCACUGGCACCUUCACUUGUGAAAUUCCAGGGAUUUAUUACUUUUCUUACCAUGUCCAUUGUAAAGGUGCCAAUGUUUGGGUGGCAUUGUUCAAGAAUAAUGAGCCAGUAAUGUACACGUAUGAUGAGUACAAAAAGGGGUAUCUCGACCAAGCCUCAGGGAGUGCAGUCCUCCCUCUCAUGUACGGAGAUCAAGUCUAUAUUCAGAUGCCUUCAGAUCAAGCAGCUGGACUGUAUGCUGGUCAGUACGUUCACUCAUCAUUCUCUGGAUAUUUAUUGUAUCCCAUGUGAGCAACAAUAACCCUCACUCACACACCAAAGAAUUUAAAAAGUUAAUUUUGCUUCUAAAUUUUAUAUAACUUUCAACUGCCUUAAACCCUGUGCUACCAGUACUAUACCAGUACCAGGACCUUCUCUUAGCACAGUCACAUCCUUUGGUUGUAUGCACAGUAUGUACAAAUGGAGAGAAUUAUUAUUUACAUUAUAUUAAGAUCUCGCCCGGCCUGAUGCCGUUAAUGUGGCACGUGGUAGAAAUGAUUGUAUUUGUACUGAGCUCAUUCAUUCAGAAAUCUACAUUGAAACAAGGUGGAAAACAAAAACUACAGAACCGGCAAAAACAAACCCAAAGAUGCAAAGAUCUUCUCUAAAGCUGUAACAAUUACCUUUAAUAGACGGUGCUCUACUACCAUUCGGAAACACUUGACCAGAUUGUACAACGCUUUGGAUUAUAUACAAUAAUCUCAUUUAUUGAGGGCGUUUGGUAUGGGCGGAUGAUUCACUAACCCUUAACCUCUAAAGAUUAUUGAUAUUCACCCAAUUAUAUCACCUUUCCACCCGGUUUCAAAUGAAUGGAGGAAAUAUGUUAUUGCGCCUGAAAAAUGGCAAGGGUAGUUAAUUUUGUAUCCACAAAACUUUCCAUCUUUGUUUAGAUGUUAGUGGACUCUGUCUAUGGUCUGCAAUGUAUUGAUAAGGCAUUCUUCAUAGACAACGCCUGUUAAUGACUACUAGUGGUGUGGUUCUUUGGUUAUCUAUGGAGAAUGCCAAUGGCAAUUCCUUCAGCAUUGUGCAAAACCUCCCACAAAGUUAAAAAGGAAAUGUUCUCCGCACAAAUGUAUCUAUGCCAUCAUACUUUGAUCAACCACUUCCUAUUUAGCAAACGAUCCCAUCAAUGAAACAUAUUUCUCAUUCUUCAUUUAAAAUUAGCAAAUUCCAAUAUUUCACUGGAGAUGAUUCAGGUUAACAAAUCCAUGCAUAUAUAUAUAUAUAUAUA
Xenopus tropicalis (tropical clawed frog) is the source of this 3671-nucleotide messenger RNA. It is a transcript of the gene col8a1, whose product is annotated as collagen, type VIII, alpha 1. Bases 491 to 2692 code for a protein of 733 amino acids. Gene Ontology annotation, cellular component: extracellular region. Gene Ontology annotation, biological process: signal transduction. Lineage: Eukaryota; Metazoa; Chordata; Amphibia; Anura; Pipidae. The record is from RefSeq and is a predicted model, not a curated record. The transcript is spliced from 6 exons.